CCAGGGCUGGCUUCCUAAGGAGGGAAGUGUGAGGCGGCUCCUGUGUGCAGAUCCUACCUGCCCCAUCUGCAAUGCUGUGGCUCUGGAGAUUCAGCAGUUGCUGGUGGGUGAGAACACCCUGAUCUCUCCACCUUCAUCGGGGCCAUCGCAGGGCUCCUCUUGCCUAGAGAUUUUUUCCAUGUCUAGUCUCUCUUUGGAGCAGAGUCAGGGUUCCCUGCACUCCAAAGAUCUUUCACUUCCAUCUGUAACCCCCACAAAGUUACAAUUAACGGAUCAGAAAUCCUUAACACAGUCAGCUGCCCAGUCAACCAAUCUCAGCAUCCAAGAUCAGCAGGCUGAACACCUUCCGCGAAGGAAGGGAUUUCAAGUGCCAGAUGUGUCCAGGGAUGUAGGAGUUCUUUCUUCUUCAAGUGAGGAGCCUAGGAUUCCUGUGAAUCAGCAGGACAAGAGGAAGAGCCACUCUGAAUGUGUGCUGGAGAAACAAGAAGCUGCAGAAGCUGGCUUAGGAAAUAAGGUGAAGCACUUUCCACACCGGAUUAACCCCGAGAUGAAAGGUCAAGGGCAUAAAGAAUCCAUUCUCCUCUCUAAGGAUGAGACAGUGCCCAAAACCAUGACAAAAAAGGUUGAGAAGACUCCACCCCCCACCAAACACCCUGUGACAGGAGCCAAGUUGGAGAAGAAAACGGAGGAGGAGGGCAUGACCUUCUUUGAUGCCCCCCAGUCUCUGGACAAUGAACUCAAGCAACAAUCCCUUCCGCCCAGACGCUCCUGGUUCCUGUGCCUUUCCCAUGACAGCUCCAAGCACUGUCCUCAGCUGAUUUGUGCCACUCAGCCAGAAAAUCCAUCCCACGUCUCAGCUCUCACCUCAGCAGAAGGCACUGGUCUACACAAAGAGAAUACCCAGUCCAGGAAAAAGGAGUUCAUCUACCACAGAAUCACACAUGCCAGACCUGGCAGAAAGACAGAGGCUGCCCUCACUGGAAGAUGGUUACCUCUAAAAGACAAGGACAACAUUGUGGAGUAUAAG
Molecule: messenger RNA, 1027 nt
Organism: Neomonachus schauinslandi (Hawaiian monk seal)
Lineage: Eukaryota; Metazoa; Chordata; Mammalia; Carnivora; Phocidae
Product: protein FAM205C
Exons: 4
Source: RefSeq, a predicted model, not a curated record